This is a messenger RNA of Nymphaea colorata (pocket water lily), 2906 nucleotides long. RefSeq lists its product as uncharacterized. The record is from RefSeq and is a predicted model, not a curated record. Gene Ontology annotation, cellular component: nucleus. The transcript has 8 exons. Lineage: Eukaryota; Viridiplantae; Streptophyta; Magnoliopsida; Nymphaeales; Nymphaeaceae. Bases 266 to 2662 code for a protein of 798 amino acids. Gene Ontology annotation, molecular function: RNA polymerase II cis-regulatory region sequence-specific DNA binding; DNA-binding transcription factor activity, RNA polymerase II-specific. Gene Ontology annotation, biological process: regulation of DNA-templated transcription.
CUCUCUUUCCCUCUCUCUUAGGGUUUCCCAUCUCUCCCGCCAAUUUUCCUUCCCGCACAAGAUCCCAACUCCGGCAGUUCUCUUUCUGUUUCUACGGUUGAGGUUUUAUGUGAGGGUCUGUGGCUUUUUGCUUGUUCUUGUGGGGGUGGGAUUCUGGGUUUUGGGAUGGGAGAGAUCUGAAUCGACUGUCCCUUUUGGCGUUCGAGAUCGGUUCUCCGGCAAGCAGCUUGACGGUCUUCUGUUGCUUCGCAAGCCGACCGUUUCUAUGGCGUCUGGAGUGAUGGUGGAUGCCCCUGGAGGGGCGAUCCCGGCGCUGGAGAAGGAACUCGAGUGCGUGGAGAACAAACAGCCUGUGGCGCUCUCAGCGUCUUCUGAUUCUGAACUUUGUCCGAGCCCCGUGACAGCAUCUCCGUCUCAUCGGAGGAGUGGACCAAUACGGAGGGCAAAGGGUGGUUGGACACCACAAGAGGACGAGACACUACGCCAUGCCGUAAGAGCUUUCAAAGGGAAAAAUUGGAAAAAAAUAGCUGAGUUUUUCACAGAUAGGACGGAGGUGCAAUGUCUUCAUCGAUGGCAGAAGGUUCUUAACCCUGAGUUAGUGAAGGGGCCAUGGACUAAGGAGGAGGAUGAUAUAAUAGUCAAACUGGUGGCAAAAUUUGGGCCAGCAAAGUGGUCCGUCAUAGCCAAAUCGUUGCCAGGUCGCAUAGGAAAGCAAUGUCGGGAGAGGUGGCAUAACCAUUUGAACCCCCUAAUAAAGAAGGAUGCAUGGACGAAAGAAGAGGAGCUAGCACUUAUUCGUGCCCACAAAAUACAUGGAAAUAAGUGGGCUGAAAUAGCAAAGGUUCUUCCUGGAAGGACCGAUAACUCAAUCAAGAAUCACUGGAACAGUUCCUUGAAGAAAAAGGUUGAUGCUUACCUAGCUGGGUUAUCUUUGUCACCAUCGACUUUAGGAGUACAUGCUGAAUCCAUAGAAGUUGCAGAACUGGCUGGAGAGGAAUUGAACUUGACACUCCCAGAUGCUGUUUUUGGUGCAAUUAAAAAUGGACCAAAUGAUGCUGAACGACUAGUCAGUGAAGUGUCAAGCACAAGACAAUCAUCAGGUCUCACAUCAAGUACCAAUAAUGAAUUGGAAAAUGUUGCAAGGGCAGCUGGUGAAUUUUUUGACAUAAAGCCAAUAUCGUCUGUCAUGGUAGAUGAUGGCUUGCGAACCAUAGCAUUGCUGGCUUUGGAAGAAUUACAUGGAGAACAUGCAUCAUCUCCUUGUUUAACCAUGAACAACUUUUCCAAUGGUACACCUACAUUAGCUGAUGAGAAUUUACAGGCAAUUUCAAAUAGGGCUUCUUGUGUGGAUCAGGCAGUAGCUACCAGUGUCGAAGCCAUGGAUCAGCCUGCAAACAUAAUUGGACCAGGGGAUGAACAUGAGUACAAGUUGGGGGAUUCUACUUCUACAGUUUCUAUUGAGAAGUUAGAACAAUCUGCAGUGCAACUUCUUGGCAGGGAAACCUUUCCAGACGCUAUAGGUCAAAGACAAUUUUCUGGCUUUCCUGAGUCAGGGCUUCAGAAAUCUAAAUUUGGUCUCUGUUAUAGGAAAUCAAGUUCAAGAAAUAAGUCAGGGAAGCUUCUCAAGAGUGGUGAGAUUAUUCAAGCUAAACGAGACUCUGAAUUAGCAAAUCAUGGCAGCAUUUGGUCCUCUAGGUUUCCAUGUGCAGAAAAGAUCCAUCAGUCCAACAUAGUAACUAGAUCAAGCAAGCAUGUUGUGCUUCCAUCCUCUACUCAGGAAUGCCUAGGAAAUGGAGAAAUCAGGCCAGCAGAAAAUAGUGUGACAAAUAGAGUCGGUAGAAUUUCAAAAUCAGCUGAGACUCCAAUGCGUGAUCCAUCAGAUUUACGAAAUGAGGAAGCAUAUACAGCCUGCAGAAUUCCUGAAUCAUCAUCUAUUGUUGAGAUUCCAUCCUUUAAUUUGUCAUGUAGAAAAAGUGGUGACAUCAGGCAAACCAACAAUCCUCUCAAGCCUGGACACGAUGCUGAAUCAUGUACCUCUUCUUGCUUCAAGAUGCUGCAGCCAGCUUGUUAUGGACAGCCUACAAAUUACAGUCCCUUCACUUCUCAUGAUGACCAGGUUUAUAGCCACCCUGUGGUUGCCCCACACAUGCAUGGGUUUUCUGCUUCCGUUUGUAAAGAUGUUGGUCUUGUACAACGAAGCCCAGAAUUUAUACUGAAAGAGGCAGCUAAAACCUUCACAAAAACCCCUUCUAUUUUAAGAAAAAGACAAAGGGAACCAAAUUUCUCUGUGGAAUUAAAAUGGGAUAACAUUGCAUCGGGCAGCAAAAGCCCUCAGGAGAUACUUUUGACUGCUAAUCAAAGGAAACAAAACAGAGAUGUUGCUAGUGUAGCAACACCAAUAAAUGAAACUAAGAACCCUACAAAGAGAAGAAAUGUGGAUGAUAAAGACGACUUUUGUAGUAGAGGUGCUUUUGUUGUUUCUCCACCAUAUUUAUCACAAAGAAAGCGGAGAGCGAUUGCCAAGUCGGUAGAGGAAAGGUUGAUUUCAGGUGAAGGAACUUUUGAUAGGAAUGCCAGAUUUAUUAACCUUAUGAGCAAUGCAAGCACAUGCGGGACUAGCUGGAGUGCGAACCUAGAAGAUGUACGUAAAGAGAUCAAAUGACCUUCUGUCACUUUCUUAAGGGACUAACAAAAACCAAGUGUAAGUAGAAAUAUUUGAUGUUGUAAAUUGAGGAUAACUUCGAUGGGGAGGUACAGAUUUGAGAAGUUAAUAAUGGUGCUUCCUGACAUAUGCGGAAAGCAAUUGGCUGCUUUACGACAUUGUAUUCUAAAAUCGAUUGCCAUUUAUGUUGUACUGAAAUCAUAGCCAAAGUUUCAAUAAAAGCGGUCUGAGGGCUUUCUCUUCA